This is a messenger RNA of Fusarium redolens, 999 nucleotides long. RefSeq names its product general substrate transporter. The coding region runs from base 1 to 999 and encodes 332 amino acids. Gene Ontology annotation, biological process: carbohydrate transport; transmembrane transport. Gene Ontology annotation, molecular function: carbohydrate:proton symporter activity. The record is from RefSeq and is a predicted model, not a curated record. Lineage: Eukaryota; Fungi; Ascomycota; Sordariomycetes; Hypocreales; Nectriaceae. The transcript is spliced from 3 exons. Gene Ontology annotation, cellular component: membrane.
AUGAACAAUUGGCUCAUCACCCACGAUCGCACACAAGAAGCAACACAGAUCCUCGCCUGCAUUAAAGACAAGCCCAUGACAUCCCCAGUCAUGACAGCUCAACUGCAUGAGAUUCAGUUCAGCGUUGACUAUGAACUUCAACACGCUGUGAAAUGGAAGGAUAUCCUCCUCCGUCGUAACAAAGACACAUCCGAUACCAAGACCCUUCGACGUUUGCUGCUUGGAGCAAAUUCGCAACUCAUGCAACAAUUCGGCGGAGUUAAUAUCAUGAGUUAUUACAUGCCCACAGUUCUCAUCAACAGCGUUGGUCUCUCUGAGAGCAUGGCUCGUCUGCUCUCCGCUUGCAACGCAGUGUCUUAUCUAGUCUUCUCGUCAAUGGCGAUUCUUCUUGUUGAGAGAUGGGGACGCAGAGGACUUAUGCUACUCUCCACGUCUGGUCAACUGUUGUCGUUCUUGGUCAUUACUAUUCUUCUGAGGUAUGCUGUUGGUGAUAUGAAGCAGCCGCUGGGAUCGGCCUCUGUGGCGUUCUUUUUCUUUUACUUCAUUUCUUUCGGAGUCGGGAUGUUAGGGGUGCCAUGGCUGUAUCCCACUGAAGUGAAUUCUCUUCCCAUGAGGACAAAGGGGGCAGCGCUUGCUACUGGGACGAAUUGGAUCACAAACUUCAUCGUCGUGGAAAUUACCCCUAUUGGCAUUCAGAAUCUCGGUUGGCGCUUCUGGAUUGUAUGGACUGUCACGAAUGCCUUGUUCCUACCAGUUAUCUACUUUCUGUACCCCGAAACAUCGAACCGAAAACUUGAAGAUAUGGAUGCCUACUUUCGAGAGAACCCGGCACUCAUUGUCAUCAAGGAUAGGGAUGCCAUCAUUGCGAAGAGGCCUGAGAAGUAUGUUCAGCAGGAGCAGGAAGACAUCCGAAGGGAAGAGAUUGAGGAUGGAAGUCCUGUUGUAGGAGUUGGCCCUGAGGAGAAGGGCCUCAGGGAGCAAGAAAACUUCAGACCUUGA